This is a messenger RNA of Spirometra erinaceieuropaei, 13806 nucleotides long. The record is from the annotation of a GenBank genome assembly. Lineage: Eukaryota; Metazoa; Platyhelminthes; Cestoda; Diphyllobothriidea; Diphyllobothriidae.
AUGGGCGAGGACGGCAUAAAACUGCUUCAGCAGAGGCUGGCCGAACGAACCCGCGAACAUAAAGCAACUCGCGAAGCAGCCCUAGAGAACAAAUUUCGUAAGCUGGCUGCUCCAAUGUCAUCCAAGAACGACAAACUGGUGCACAACCUGUCGUCAAAGGAGCUGACGGAGGAACAAAUGCAGGUUUUACGGCAUGAGGCCUCAUUCAACACAGCCGAUGCCAAACCUGCCAACAUGAUCGCAGCAGUGGAAUCAAUCCUCAGCCAGACGGAAGCGACAGACGAAACGAAGAACCUCAUUCGACAUCAAGUGUCCUCCCUCCUCAUGGCUCAUAGGCCGCGUGAAGUGCUUUCCAAGGUCGAGCGUGAUGCACUUAAGGAACUCAGGGCCGACAACGACCUCGUUAUCGUGCCUGCGGACAAGGGGCGUUCAACGGUCGUAUUGGACAGGACAGACUACAAUCAAAAAGCCAAAAGCUUGUUGGAGGAUCGUCAGUCCUAUGUCCCAUGCGAAUCCAACCCCAUGAAAACGCUGACACGCGAGAUUAACGCGACGCUGUUGGCAAUGGAGAACUCAGGUGCAAUAUCGCCAGUCGACCGACGCAUGGCGAGAGCACAAGAAACGGCCCUAGCCCGAUUUUACGGUCUCCCAAAAGUGCACAAAGAGGGCGUUCCUCUCCGGCCUAUCGUAUCACUAAAGGGCACUCCAACCUACGGACUGGCAAAGUGGCUGUUCCAACGUCUCAAGUUUCUGACCUCCGAUUCGAACACCACAGUCAACUCGUCAACGCAAUUCUUGGAGAAACUUAAAGGAGUAAGUCUCCUGCCAAGCGAUAUCAUGGUUUCCUUUGAUGUCACGUCCCUUUUUACUUCUAGCCCGCAGGACCUGGCAGUCGAGACCAUCGAACUACUCCUACGAGAAAAAUACGACGAAACGUAGAAUCGCCUCGGACACGCCCAAAUCAUCCAGCUCCUCAAGUUCUGUCUCAAGACGUACUUUACGUUCGACGGAACAAUCUACGAGCAGGUGAAGGGAACGCCAAUGGGUUCGCCGAUUUCGGGACUCCUAGCCGAGGCGGUCCUUCAACGGCUGGAGUCGCUGGUUUUCCGACACCACAGACCGAAAUUUUGGGCUCGGUAUGUGGAUGACACCUUCGUCGUCAUCGAACAGGAUCAGGUGCUGACGUUCAAAGAACAACUCAACGCCGUCUUCCCGGACAUCCAAUUUACGAUGGAGGAGGAGGAAAACAAUCAGCUGGCCUUCCUAGAUGUCCUCGUCUGCCGCAAAGAUUGUGGUGGCCUAAAAACCAAAGUGUUCAGGAAAGCGACAAAUACGACGCAAAUACUGAACUUCAAUAGCAACCACCCGAUCAGUCGCAAACGCAGUUGCGUAAGGGCGGUAUACCGGCGCGUUGAGACGCACUGCAGUGAAAUGGAAGACAAGGUUGCUGAACUACAAUAUCUUCAACGGGUAAUGAGAGCCAAUGGUUACCCGCGCAGCUUUGUCAACCAGUGCAUACGAAAAGGACACCAGAGACCAAAUCCAACCGGACCCAAAUUUUGGCGGGCUCUUCCGUACGUGAAGAACGUCUCGGAAGCCGUCAGUCGUCUUCUCACUCCACUUGAAGUUGGGGUUGCACACAGGCCGGAAGCAACCAUUAGGCGCCAAGUCAUGAGGCCAAAAGACCCGCUGCCACGGCAGGACACGUCUGGAGUCAUUUACCGGAUCUGGUGUAGUUGCGUACAAAGCAAUUAUGUCGGAGAAACUGGGAGAUUACUCCGUACGCGAAUUGCUGAGCACGCAGCAGCAGUGAGGUGGGGAGACGCUAACUCUCGGGUGGCGGCACACUCGACGGGACCCGGCCAUAUUUUCACAUUUCUAGAGGCCGAAAUCCUCGCAAGGGGUGACAACCGCGUGAGCCACGAGCUGCUCGAGUCAUGGUUCUCAGGCCCGCAAUCCAUCAACAAGCACAAUGACCUCCCGGUACCCUAUAGCGUACUGCGAUUUUCCCUGGGCAGGAGAAUCAGUCACGUGGGGAGGGCGCGGGCGAGCAAUCAUCACGGUGACAGUGAGCCAGUUUGCCGAGCAAUCGUCACACCAGCAUCCAGCACGGAUGACGAAAUCGCGGCAAUUAACGACUCGGACUCGGACCGACAAGCCACCACCGCAUCAAUUACGGCCCCAGCGGUGAUUACGAGAACUGUUAAUUGCAGUGCGCAUGCGGUCCCACGGCAGCCACGUGCUAUAAAUACUGCACUCCUGGUGCCACAAUCACCUUUAUCUGCUAAUGUCUCUGAUGAUGGAUUCGAGUAAGUAUCCGAAACGUCAGGCAAAUAAAUUUCUUGUUCCGGUGAUCGCAUCUUCAUCUUCUGAACUGCUACCUGGAACUCGCCUGUUCGCUUCUAUCAGCAGACUGAUUUCUGAUUAUUAAUCGGGACACCACUUUCCAAUGACCAUCCAGGGACAGGAUGAAGGACAUUCUUCCUAAAAUGAUCAGGAGUCUGGUUUUUAAUAAGAUUGCCAACAACUAUAUCUUCGGCAUACUUGACAUAAAGGCGGUCAAUGGACAAUCCCAGAUUAUUGACGUAGUAGUAGGAGAUGUGAAAAUAUGAGAUGGAACCUUCCACGGAUACACGGUUAUAUGGAAGAAGGGUGGACUUCCGCUUACCAGAAUGGACCAUUUGAAUAUGGAAGGCAGAAAGAUCAUUAAAUCGUAAACUAUCCCAACAGAAGAAAUCCACAGGAGAAGUCUGCCUUUAUCUUACCAUCUGCGAAGUAGGGUCGAGGUUAUGAGCGUAAAAUUAUCGUCUUAUUGGUUUGCUCGCGUUUUGCAAAUGGUCAUGGGACUAAUUAUUAAGAGGCCCUUAAUGGCAGUUUCAUUUGCAGAGUAUAACUUCCUUGAUUACAUUAAAAUAUUCAGAGAUAGUAAAGAACAACUGUCCAUAAGCAUGAGUCCGACUCGAGCCGGCACGUGGCCUGGACUAUUUAGAGUUCAGUUCAGUUCAGUAUCGCAAGACGAUUACAGCAAUACAAAUUACUCGGGAUUAAUCCCACUGUUCAUUUUGAAAUUCACCCAUCCACGCUUCCAGGAGGCGUGAUAUUGUCGUCGAUUUUUAAUGAUUAAUUAAUUGGAAUUGGGCAAACGAAAAAAGAGUAAGGCCAAAGUAAAGGUGCGAAAAGAAACCCUAUGAUGAAAGACGCUUAUGAUGUCACGACGGCCAAAAUAUCCGACAUUUGUCCGCAAAUUUUUCUGAUCGCAUUCGAAGUGAAACUAAAGGUUGUAAUACAAUGAUAUAUCGCACUUUUAGAACACACAUUGUCAAGCGGCAUAAAAAUUAAACCCACAUUGCGCUGUGUAAGUGUGUGAAGCCCCGAGUCGCCUCAACAUAUUUAUUCACUUACAGUAUCAUUGUGUUCUGCAGUCUUCUUUACAUACCAAACUGGUGGAUUAAAAGGGACUUCCUUCUUUUUAAAUAGCAAGGUUGGAAAUCGCAACCUACGCUCUUCUAAUUAUACAAGCUACAUAAAAGCUCAUGGCUGGUCAGGACAAAUUUGCUCAUCAAAUAAUUAACAGUGAAACGUAUAGUUGUGGAAGUGAUGCAUCUCUCAAAAAAAUGUUUGGCCUCAAUACCUCACAUCCACAAGUAUUAGUAACCACAAGUCUGUCCCGGCUGAAGACUUCAUAAAAAUAUGGUGACGCCUAGACAGUUAAACGUGCAGUAGCCUAUAUCUUCAGUCAGUCAUUCAGUCAGUGUGUUUGAGGGAAAUAGUCUUACGCCUCUGAACUCCUAUUUGUACAUAAAAACCGAUAAAUAAGCAAAAUGUGAAGAAAUUACAGCAUUAAGUGAAUGCAGACAUUGAUUCGCAUAUGCCAGUGGUCUCAUGGCUAAAAAGUCACAUAGUCCGCUUAUCGCUGCAGCAUAUUUCUGUCAAGCCGACAUUUAAAUGUCGCUACAGAUUGAGACCUGACAAUCGUCUCGGGCAGGUUAUUCCACGGUUCCACGACACGGUUGGAGAAGAAAUACUUCCUGAUAUUUAAUCUUCCCUGGGGCUCACGUAGCUUGAAGGGAUGUCCCCGGAGGUUAGUUGUUGUGGCGAGUUGGAAGAAGUCAUCGCAACGAAGGGCGCAGUCCAAGCCCCGCACGAUACAGAAAGUUUGUGUCAAGUCUCCGAACAACUGCCUAUAACUCAGAGGAUAGAGAUUAAGGUUAGUUAAGCGGAUCUCGUAUGACAGUGCACUUUGACCUCUUAUUAAUAUUGUUGCUCGCCUCUGCACCCUUUCUAUCAGAUUGUAAUCCUGAUGCGUCCAUGGUCUACAGGCCUGAACUGCGUAUUGGAGAUGCGGUCUUACAAACGUGCCGAAGACUUUGGAGAAGCAGUCUUCAUCGAAAACUGCGAAUGCCCGCUUGAUGGCAUAUAGCAUUGAAGUUGCGGUCUUGGCCGCCUUACAACAUUGUGUAGAAGGCCUUAGGCGGUCUGCAACACAGAAUCCCAGAUCUUUCAGCGUUUCUGCAUCUCGGAGUGGUAUUCUGUUCAGAUGGUAUCGUCGCGAACUAAGGAUCUGAUUUUCAUGGAGCCUUCAAAUGGUGGAUUUAUGGACAGGCAUAUUAACUUUGAGAAAACCACUCGAAACUAUGCGAUGAAUAAUAAACAAUAUAUGAAGAUGCGCUAGACACGAAAACCUUAGUCCUUAAUGGGAAAUGUUGCGCUUAGUGCAUGGACAGAUCCAAAGAAAAAAUUGGAAAGUCGUACGAAGAUGCGCCGUUGUACAGACUCACCAAAUGUCAGGACAUGAACUGUAAUGUGCCCCUGUAGAAACCAAGAAUCCUCUGUGCGUUUCCACUAAGUCCCUAGCUGGUCUCUGUUAAGUGCUUGCUGAAUUCGUGAAUUCACGCUUUACAAGGUGUAUUGGCAUAAUAAAUCUCAGUGGAAUUUGAAAACGACUAAAAUGGAAUCAGACACGGAGGCUUGAUUUGUGAACCGUAAAUGCCAAGCGGUAGUGAAAUUUGAACACUCUUUGAUGUCUUAAUUAUAGCGAGUCUGCUCGAUAACUUACCGCUGUUCUUGCUUUUUUUCUUUUGUGUACAUCUUAGCGCAUUUUAUCACGAGUACGUAGAAGUUCAGAUGUACAAGGAAGCUUGAAGACGAAAUGGGAAACAUAUACUGACCUAUAAUACUUUCUUUAAUGGGUUUUUUGCAUACUUAUAAACGCUACCGUUGACAUAUAGGUGACGAAAAGAAUCUUCUACCACGAAAAACCCUUAUAUAGCAAAUAGCCUUUAAUAGGUCGUAAUUGACUGAAUCGUCUUUUUAAUCCCCGUGCAGAUACUAAAUUAACUGACACUUUUCUACAUUCCAAAUGCUUUCAACUUCUAGCAAUCGUGCGCGACUGCACUACUUCGUCCUAUUCUUUCUUCCGCUCAUUAUAAGUCUACGCGCAUAAGUUCCCUCCCUGUGCAGACUAACAAUGUCUAAAUCUUUCAUUCGGCCUCUUUCGUUUAGCACCAGAAGUCUGGUCAUCAUGUCGCAAGUGCAGAUUCCCAGUCCCGAAUAAAAGAUUAUUAUUUAGCAAAAGCUGUCGGAAAUGGUUAGUGGAUCGGUUUUUAUAAAAGAUAGCGUCCGAUAUCCAGAGCCUUUGUUUUAGUCGACUGUUGGAAGACUUGAAAACAGGCGUUUUUUGGACUUGGAAAUUGGGUCACUUGUCGGUCGCGUGAACUAAUUCUAAAUGAGCAUGCCAGAUAACUACUUUCCCGUUCCCAAACCAAGAUGUGUUAUCAAUUGGAAAAGACAACUGGAAACAGAGGAAAUGUCUAAAAAUCCGCAAAUUAAAUACCGUCUUUUAGUUCUUCACGACACACAUAAAGAGGUAGGCAUAAUUUUUCAGAACAAUCAAUUCUUAGGAAUCAGAACGUCACACAUCACUGGCGUCAGCAUCAGAAAGAUCAGAAGAAAGGUACAAGAAAUCUGCCCGAAAAAGAAUAUGCAUUUCUAAGGACCCUCAAGAAAAUGAACUAGAAAUCGUAAGAAGAUAUUUCUAAAAUUAAUUAGUUAGCUUGGUUGCUCAACCGAACAGUUUUCUAUCCUUCGCGGUCCAAAAAAGGAAUCAUGUGGCAGCAAACAACCGGAGCGGCCUUCAUCUUGUUUUCUCUCAUGUGGCCAUAACCACCAUAACCUUAAGGUUUCUCCCUUGCUGCUGGGUUUGUAUAAACUACUGCCUUGACGGUUCUGUCCGUUUUACCCAGUUUUCCUGUUUGUUACCAACUUUGUAUAGUGAUUUAAGUAACUCUACGGAAUUUUUGGUUUAAGCUUUCUUCUUUACAAUUUGGUGUCUUCAUAUAACAAUUUGGUAUUUUAAGCAUUACCGUUUCGUCGUGUGAACUGCCGUAUAUUUUGUAAAUGUUGGCCGGAGUAAUCCCGUGGCAGUAGAGGCCCUCGAGCAGUUUUUGGUUGCAGAAACAUCCGAAUAGUUAGUUAAAUUCUGACUCACCUACUUCUUCGCUGUCACUUUGAGUUGAAGGAAGUCAGAUGGGUGUUUCUAUGGCGAUUGAAACAUUAUACAGAAAAGUGCACUUUUUAUACUCCUCUUUAAGUAUAUAAUAAUGGACCCACAUUUGAGAAACAAGACAGUUUUUCACAAUUUCCGAUUAAAAAGCCAAAAGAUUUUCACGAACAACUAUAUACGUCUUUUGGCGUUUUACUGUCUCCAAAAUGUCCUUUUGGUGCGAAACAAUUAAAGGAGAAAGUAAAUCGUACACUAUCAAAACGACGAUUAGUUAAGUAGUCCAACACUGAGUAGCGACGUUGCCAAUAAUCUAAGAUACGCUUUUUUAGAAAGUUGUGAAGUAUUCUUUGGUAAUAGACACAUUGGCCUUAUGUUGCUGUAAACAACACCUUGCUGACCAUGUCGCAGACUUCUGUUGGAUCGCACAUACUUAGCUACUUAUUAACCGAGUUUCUGGACGAUUUUGCUAUUUGUAGAGGGCUGCUGUCCCUGGACCAGGUACAUACGACCCCUAUUUUGGGGAGGAAUCUGAAAGUAACAGGAGAAAUGUGCCAAAUUUCCAUAAAAUGUCCAAACGACCUGAGAUUUUUGAUCUGGUAAGCGCAUGAACUUACUGUUUAUGUUUUCUAGUCUGUCUAACCGGUUUAUCUUAUAGGUUUGUCCGUAUCAAUCUUUUCAUUAUGUUUCUUAAAUUGGAAAUGUUUAAGGAGCUCUUGGAUUGUUAUUUGUUUUUAACGAAACUUUUCGGGGUACAGAAUGCAUUUUUGUAUCACGUAAACCGUUAUGAUCUUAAGUGCAUAAUUUUGGACUUUUUUACAUCUGCCUUCUGAAAUUAUUACUAUUAUUCCGUCACCUAAAAUACGUAUUGCCUAUUUCCUGGUAUCCCAGGUUAGUUCGAGAGGGAAAUAUUUAUUGGCAUUCAUAAUACUAAUGAUGACUAAAAAUCCCAGAAUGAGUUAUUUUUAAGAAGCCAGCUCUUCUUUUAAAGAAGACAAAUAUGCAGAGGAUCUCGCAAUUAUUAAUAAUUUUAAAUAAGCUAGCUCAGACUCUUAGUACUGGCAGGGACUCGAAACAGUUAUGACAAUUUAAAGAUAAUUUUCCUCCAAUAUUUCUAUUUUGAAUGUGGUGUUUCAGUACUUCGACUGAGCAAAUAAUUUCUGUUUAAACCAUGGACAAAUUUAACAGGGACAAAUCUUCUCUCCCCCGGUUUUUGUAGACUUAGGACGUAAUCAAUACUCAAGCCUAUGAUACGAUAUAUGUUUAUUGGCCCCCAUGCGAUACUGGGCAAUUUAUUAUGACAUUAGAAUAGUAGGGGUUCAUAUUUUGCAUAAAAUGUAGGAACCCUGAUGGACGUUAAUGAUUUGGCUAAUUAUGCUUUCUUUCCUGGUUGCUAGUAUCCUAUCGCUUCGUUAAUUUUACAGAGAAAAAGCUACAAAGACCUUAACAUAUACAGCGAAAUUCUGUCCGCAACACAAGUUGUGGCCGUUCUACAUUGACGAGAACGUCUCUACCUCCUGAGUCAUAGGGACUUAUUCAUGCACAUAUUUAAGGCGACUUUCAAAGUAUCAGACUGGUGUUCCUCUCAACUACCGCCCUCCCCAAACUCCAACGGCCGCAAGCGCGAAUUUCCCAUUCACAUUUCUACCCUCGAGGAGGCGUAAAUGCAAAUCAGAAUUUACAAUAUUUUCUCAUCCAAACAUACUUUCAUGAUCCUGACAGGAAUGACAACUGCAUGGGUUUUCAAUCCUACCAAGACUAAAUUUCACUUGAAUACUUGAAUUCAUAUAAAUUACGAAUUCCUAAUUACCAUAGUUGGUCAUCUCACCUUGUCCGUACGUUCUUCUUAUGCCAGUAGGAUCAUCGCAGGCUGUGAUAUUCCGUCCUUCUAAGGAAUCGGUCCAAGAUAAUAUUGUGUUUGACAGCCCUUCAUACCAGAAAUCGACAAUGAAAAUGCAGCUUUGGGGCCAAUCAUGGUGACGACUGCUACCUUACGACAACCUCGUGAUCGUAAACGUAUUUCCGCAUGCCGCACCCGCUUUAUCCAUUAUAACCGACACCAGAUGGAACCAGUAUAUUUCCUUAUAUAUGGAUGGCUAUGGUAUGGGUGGCUACCUCCGUAGACUCUAAAAGGAAUCAUAUUUUUCAACACAUAAGGCACAUUUUUUAAACAAAGCCGUUGUUUUCCCUCAGUAUUUGAAAGAGCUAAGGGGGUAUCCUUAAGCAUGCGUCCACUCUAUCGUCUUACAUAUCUUCUCAAGAGGCUGAUCCUCUACCAACUGAAAUCAUAUAAAUCUCGCCUUUUACCCACUCAUAUGUGCCUCUCUUCGUUGAUGUAACCUCUGUGUUCCCAUGCACAAUUUAUGUUGUCUGAAGAGGGGUUGUUGUAACCAGCUCGAAAGUUCACGAAUGCUAAUCCGUUUUCCGAGAGGCCCUCGUCUAAAUACUGCCUCCGGAUGCACACUACUUUCGCUAUUCAAUGUAUGUAAAUACAUAUCAUUUUUAUCAUUCGCUAUCCGAUGCAUCAUGAACCAAUAUUUGUAUUCGGCUUGCGUGGGUGAAUAUUCUACUUCUGCCGUCUUUUAUUUAGACCCCAAAUCUAGGCCCUGGUUCUUUUGAGACAACGAGCUUUGUUGAGAGCCUAUCUGAUAAAACCAAUGCCCAUCGCGGUCGUUUCCUCGCUGCAGAACGCUUUCCUUCAAAGCCGGGAGAACGUAUCUACUGGGAGUCUACACGAACUCUUCCUCCCGAUGUAAAGGUCAGCCUUUAAACUAUUUAUUUAAAAAACGUUGCUUUAAUACUCACAAAGUCAACAAAACGUUUGCAAGAACAUUUUGCCACGUUUUGAUGCGUCUAAUCUUCCUCGGUUUUUCGCUCUUCCCAGAACCAAGUUUCUCCCAACUCCUACGAGAAUAAGCCCCUCCACAAAAGGAUUGUUGUGCGCGGCAGAAAGAAGGCUCCUUUUCUUUCUUCAGUGCCUCGGACUCCGUGCGACAACUUGUUGGGUCCUAUGGUCAGGAAGUUGAUCUCGUUUCUAAUCGUUUUUUGCUUCCUCCAUCAAAAACAACCUUAUACUCGAUAAAUUAGACGUAAAUGAGCCGGAAAAAGUGUACGCAAAAAAUUAAGCGUAAAACUCUUUUAUAAGACUCUCCUUAUUUGUAAAAUAUGAAAAUUUGGAACUAAUUCGAGGUCGGUUGUCAAGAAGGCCGAACUAAAACAUUGCCAGCUCCUAGCGAACAUGUGCUAACGAAUUAAUGGGACUUAACUGAUUCAAAUCGGACGUCUGCAAGAACCAAUGCAGGUUCUGAUCCGAAAGCUUAAGUUGCAUGUAUUAUAAGCAAAUAUACACUCAUUGACUUGACAAGUUAAGUGUGCCUAAAUUGACGAGCACCUUUACUCACUCUGAAACUGGUCUUAAUUUAUUGGCCGAAACUUCUAGAUAAUAAUAAACAGUUGUAAGUGAGAUGGAAACAAAGAGACUCAUGAAUGUACUAGUGUGUUGUUUAGAAAUAACAUUUUUUGGAAAAGCGGAAAUGUCCGAAAACGCCAAAAAUAUUUUAUAACUAGUGAAAUUGAGGCUUUUAAGUGUGUUAAGGCUUUCCGUGCAAAAGAAUGAACGUGUAGUUUACCCGUAAAUUUUCUCCAAAAAGUAGUGUACUACCAAGCAUUGAAGUUAGCCAACAGCGUACAGUUUGAAUACAGAUUCGAAAACUGCGUCACGAGAAUCUCCUGUGCUUUUUCCAUAUUUUUGCAUUGCUUGAGAUGCGCUCAAUUAAAGUAAAGGGCCUUUCGCUCCGAUUCGCCGGUACGGACGUCGCAUGAAUAACGCUUUCAUAAGGUCACGUUUGACGGGCCGUUCAGUGAAUACGGAAAUUCGAUGGAGUUGGCUGAGGCGAUUAUAAGCAUACGGUUUUAGUUUGUCAGAAAACUUUUCUUCCGAAAGAGUACUGUAUGUUUUUUGUUGACAGGAGAGUCUUUGGGAUUUAGGGUGCUUUUUGUAGAAUUAAACCUCAGAUUUACAAAUUGGACCUUUUAAAAUCGACAAAACUUGCUUGUUUAUAUUCUGCCUCACUGGACUUACGCCAAAAAACAUUACUUCUUAGGCGUGGUAAGCUUCUUUUAUUAAAACUCGUGUUUAGAUUACUCUCCCUCGUAGAAAGAUAUGCGUGGAUGUGCAAACUUCGUCUGGGGGCAGCCAUUAACAUAAGAGAUUGCUCGAAAAUAAGUUAAAAUUGAUAUCCGCUCAACUUGGCAAAUAUUUUGCCCAGGAAAAUUACUUAAAACUGUAUGUAUUUUGUGAAAAAAGAACGUUGUCUGGAACGAGUUUGGCGAAUAUGUAAACUUCGAAACGCUUUGAGUGGCCCGAAUUGAUCAUUUAAAUUUCCGUCGCCACAGUUAAUGAGUUAGGUUUCGUACUGUAUGAUUACAAAUGUGAUAUCAUGUUCCUUCCUCGACGUUCCCGUUCUUAUUAUGGCAAAAACUGGCAUUUAAUGUUACAAUUUCCUUGGCCCGUCGACUUUUGCAGAUUAAAUGGUGGUCCGUUUCUGGGCAAGUUGCCGACUUUGGUCCGUGCUAAAAACCAGUUAACGCGCUCGAGCUUACAAAUAAAGAAGGAUUCGAAGAACUUGCAGUUAACAACUUAACUGACUGCUCAGUGACGCAAACCCCAGAUGAAUGUUCACUUUUCAGCAUGUUUGUAAUAUUAAUUGUUCUUUUCAUACUUACUCGAGUCUGCCGACGACCUGACGAACCAGCGUCGAAAAUUCACCUAAUAAAGAUUCUUCAUUUUUUCCAAACGACGCGUUUGGCCGAGAGGAGGGACGAGGGAGAUUGAUACCGUACUGUUUGCGGUUCGCGUACCAUGAAUUUUUCUUAUUGAAUUUCGAUGCUCUCAAAAAUUAAAUUAUAUUUGAUUAACAAAACAUGCAUAAAAAUAUUCAUUCAUUUACUCAUUUGGUAGAAAAUUACUUCUUGCAAUUUUAUGCUUGACGAAAGGGUAUAAUUUGCUUUCAAAAAGUUUCUAAUUGUGCGAUUUUUAAUAUUGUGAAGUGCCCGUACAUAAAGCAUCGUGCCUCUGCAUUAAAUAAUGUAACUUCUGAAGUUUGCAAUAUGACUCAAAUCCACUGCUAAAUUUUAUGAACCGCAUAUGAUCUCCCCUUAAAACCGUAGAGCAAUUCAUAGUUUUCUGUACGCGGAAAAUAUACGGCCUGUAGUUUAGAAUCCCUGAAUGCAAGUGUAACGACAGGUCGUGUUCAAACUUAUUCGGGAAUCGGAAAUGUUUAUGAAGACCAAAUGAUUCCCUUUCUUCAAGCAUAGAACUGGAAGAAGUAAUUUUCUACCAAAUAAGUAAAACAAUGAAUAUCUUUAUGCACGUUUUCUAUGAAAUAUAAUUGAAUUCUUAAGGGCGUCUAAAAUCAAUGAGACAAAUUCAUGCUACUUAAGUAGCCACUUUUUACUGAGGGUGGUUUUUGCAUGCGGCUGGAAAGAAGUUCGUUCGAAAGCCAGGAUCCCGAAGUAACUGAAUUAUUAUAGAAUAAUGCUGCACGAUGAUUAAUUUUACAACUCUGCUUAAGUAAUCUAUUCGAAAAGAAAACGUCUUUCAGAAUUUCGGUUAACAUUUCAUGAGUUAGCACACUUACUGUAUAUGGGCUAUAUAUAUGUGUGUGGAAAAAAACUGAAGUAGUAUGCGUCUCGAGGUAAUAUAAUAAAAUAACAAAGCUCGUUGAAAGAAGAGUGUUACUUGUAAAUUCUUAAACUGGCUACACUAACCCGUCAUCUGAGGAAAUGAAUAGCGAGGGGCGAGAUUGCCACACUGAUUUUUGACAGUGCAGACGACGACAGUUCGUCCGUCGAUUUCGACGAUGACCACCGUGUGCCCCACAGACUGCAUUGUGGGAGCAGGGACGGUGACUUACGCAGGGGUUUAUAGUGCCAGUAGACUUGCGUAGCAUAUACCUACACUCUCUCCUCCUCCCCCGCCUGGGCCCGGUGUCAAGACAGAGUCAAGAAGACCGGAGACGGGGGAGGCCGCAGGUGGAUGGCUCGGACGGAUCUUCGCCUUGGCGCUCCACUCCGCACCCCUGGUCCACACACCAAGACCAGGAUUUUGACCACAAAACAAUGGGGUGGAGGCAGUGGUCCAGCUGUGCGACGAAUGCCGACAACAGGGUCGCCAGCGCACCCCGCAAAUGUUGGCAUUUGUUAUUGCGCACAGAUAACGCCUGCCAAAGUCCGAUGUGGCCCCCGUGUUGGUCCAGCGCAUCUAACACGUGGCCCGUUUGGAGGGAACGACAGUGCAGACAGAGACAAGCAGACGGCCUUGCGAGAAGGGUGUGCAGGAGGUGAGGAAAGGUGUUAUGGGUCUCAGUUGCAGCUCACCGUGUUUUGAGUGGCAGGGAGGAGGAGAUGACGUGUCGGUGAGAUCUUACAUGUCCGGACAUGCAUUAUCAAUCAGUGCACCGUGAUCGGAGACCCUCGUAGAGGACAUGCAGUUAAGCAUGCCGCUUAAUGCUUUCCACAUUGUAAUAGCAAGCUUUGAGGAAUUCCCACGCAUGUUUGGUGUCCGCAAUGGCGACCACUUUGGUACCGUCCCAAUUAAAACAACAAUCAAAAUCAAGAGCGUGCGCAAACACCAGGGAUGAGGGUUCAUGUCGACGGAUUGCCGGCUUGUGUUCGUUAAUGUGAGUCCCAAGUCGUCGAUCUGUGUGACCAACAUAAACGCAACGUCAAUUAGUGCACGGAUACAGUAAAUUACGCUAGUUUGCUGUUCUUUGGUAUGGUUCCUUUACCUGGGAUAAUGCUGCGCGCAGAGAAAACACCGGCUUAUGGGCGGUGCAAAGGCCAAACCGAUUUAAUUUUCGGGCGAUCACGUCAGAAAUGUUUCCCAUGUAAAACAAGAAAGAGUAUUUCCUUUUUCCUUCCAUUAGCCUGAGGAAAUACCAGGUGCACCGAUGUUGAUCGCAAAUAAUAAGUCGAAAGAUGUAAUUGUCUUUUUGGUGUGGGGAAAGGGGUAAUGUACUCGGUGUGCAUGUCAUUUUCGCUUGCCACAGGGUCUUCCUGAGCGAUAACAUCUUCCGGUAAAAACUCCCUUAGAUUUUUCCGUUAAUGUAUAGAGUAUUUAAACUUCCAUUGUGUAGUGGAUCAUACUAUUGUCACAUGAAUGUUAUUGUCUUCAGAACUAUACUGGGCCAGGAAGGUAUGUCCUCCAAGGUCCCAGCUACUCAUCGCACGUCCCGGCUGCAACCUUCGCUUUCAACUCAAAGUCGAGGGCACGCAUGUCGCUCCCCCAAGCAGUUCUUUUGGAGUAA